Molecule: messenger RNA, 1543 nt
Organism: Vanessa atalanta (red admiral)
Lineage: Eukaryota; Metazoa; Arthropoda; Insecta; Lepidoptera; Nymphalidae
Exons: 7
Coding region: 65-1498 (477 amino acids)
Source: RefSeq, a predicted model, not a curated record
UUGCAAUAAGUCAAAAUAUGAAAAACUUUUUAAUAACGAAAAACAUAUAACUGAGCCAUUAAAUAUGGAAAGAAAUAGACGUCAACAGAAUAAAAUAAAUACUACUCGUAAUGAAUGCUGGGGCUGCGAAUGUUCAAAUUGUAAAAAUAAUAAUCAAUCAAACGAUGUUAAUGGUCGUAAAAGUCGAGUGACGAUUUUUGGUCAACUUGGAUUAACACAAGACGACCGCUAUGUCUUGAACUGUGCUGCCACGUUGAACGACAAACCUAUACAGACGAAUUAUAUGGACAAUAAUAAGAGUAUUUACCAGAGAGAAACUAGCCGAGACACAGAGACAAAGGCAACGCAGGCAACACAAGUAAAUUUUAACUUUUCAAAGCAAAAACCGGUAAAAGGUUACAAAAAUAAAACAGUGCAAUGUUGUUGCAAUGAUACAAAUUGCGCAAACAUGAUAGCACACGUUUCUGAUACUGAAUCUGAAGACAUUGAACUAAAACAAUGCAAAAGUCCAAUAGUCGUGAUAUCAGUUUAUCCAAGGCAGGACUCAAAAGACAAUAUCAAAAGUAAUCCCGUCAAAAUUAUUCGUCAUCAAAAUUCACCCCAAAAUAAAAUAUUUAGUAAAACACAUCAAGUGAACAAUAUCCAAGUUAAGAGCGAAAGGAAGCCCAGAACAGAAACUACAAAUAACAGUUUCAUUGAGCGUAGUAUUAACAGAAGUAGAUCCCCUUCUCCCGUUUCUAAAACGGUCAAAUAUAAAAAUACGGAUUCAAAUACAAGAAUUAAUAAUAGACCGAAACGAGUAAGCCCUUUUCGUCAAACAAGUCCUGAUAAAUCAGCAAAUAAAUCGAAUGACAUCAAACAGAAUGUUUAUAAUACUUCUAAAUCUAUAAAGGAAACAGAUAUUCGAAAAGAACAACAUGAUAUUAGAAAUUCAAAUAAAGAACAGGUUAAAAAGGCUUUAGUGAACACCUUCCUUAAAAAUAAUAAGUUGUUCGAUCCUAAAGAAGAUACUUCAAAAAUAACCAUAGAUAUUAAUGGUGAUAAAGAACAAUAUAAUGUUUUAUUUGAACAGCGUAAUUUUGAUACUGGGUUGACAGUGCGAAAAACAUUAAAAGCACAGUCUUACAAAAAAAGUAAUCAAAAGUAUGGUCCAAAAUCAAAGAAAAAAUUAUUAUCAUUAUCAGAGAAUGAUGAUAAAGAAUCUUGUAAGAACAGACUUUAUACUCCGCAAUGUCGCAACAUUCCUAAUUUGUUGGCGUCUGACUCAGGAUUAAAAGUGAAAGAUAGUCUUGAAAUUUGUCACAGACGAGAAGGGCGAAAUAGUUCUAGAUUAGAGCUCAGUCCAAGACCAACGAAUUUGAUCGAUUCCCCGAGCAAACAUUUUCGAGGUGACAACUGUUCCUUAAUAAAUCCAGACGAAAGAGAUAAAGAAAUUAGAAAAUUACUUGGUGUGCUAAGGGAUUAUCGAUACGAAGAUCGCGAGGAGCCUAAGUGUUAAAGAAAUACUUCCUUUAACUCAAAUCAUGACAAUAAAAAUUAAAAA